Saccostrea cuccullata (small rock oyster) is the source of this 1757-nucleotide messenger RNA. RefSeq lists its product as uncharacterized. NCBI's taxonomy places the organism in Eukaryota, Metazoa, Mollusca, Bivalvia, Ostreida, Ostreidae. The record is from RefSeq and is a predicted model, not a curated record. Gene Ontology annotation, cellular component: membrane. The transcript has 3 exons. The coding region runs from base 891 to 1616 and encodes 241 amino acids.
GAAAAAUGGGCGAUAUUCCGCAUAUUUAAUUUGAAAGCCGCAUGCGUUAAUCAUUGCAACAAAUUAAAGAAGUUUAAAGUGUUAAGUGUGAGAUAGAAGUCAAUUUAAAUAAUAACAUCGCGCCGAUCGAUGGCUAUCAUUUUCAUAAAUUUGUGUCAAAAUUUCUUUCAAUGCGAAUCCCAUCCCCCAAUAUUAUUUCAUGGCUUGUCGGUGCCCGUCAAUGACUCUUCAACACGCUAUACAAUCAGAUAUAAAAUUUGGCGAACUGGACUAAAGUUCUAUACAGGCAAAAACAAAUAUUCAAAUUUUCGACUUCUCGCUCUCAAGAAUGUCUUAAACUGUUCGGCGGAGAUGUAAUUUAUAAGAAUUUAAUGCCCCGCUUUUUCUCGGGCUGUUUUGAGGUUGUAAUUUUUAAAUGGGAAGUUUUGAAAGGUUGGGGGAAUGAUACUGGUUUACUUGUCGGCCUGUUAUUUAAGAAGUUGUGAUAUUAAGGCCAGUAAAAUUGCUGAAAGUUGAUAACGGCACAAACGGGAAACUUUUGUCACUUUCGCUGGCCCUUUGUACGCUUUUGUGCCGACUUUUAGGCCUGAAGUUUACAGGAUUAAAUAUCUGAAAAAUGAGAUAAGAAUUAUCAUCGAUGGAACAUUUAUCAAAAGAAGUUUUAAUUACUCUGGGUUCCUUGAUUGUGAACGCACGAACACAACCAUUAAAGUCCCACAUUAUGAAGAAGACGAUCUUCCGAAAAUGAAAAAUUGCAUAUUUUAUAUUUACGACGAAGACUUGAAUUAUACGAACGAAAUUCACAACAGGACAUUGUGGUAAAUUUCAAUCUACUUGACAGAAAAAUCAACUGCGGGUGAUUCAAUGAAAUACGAUGGAAUAUUAUUUCGAUGGAGAUUAAAAAACUGGUUUAUUUCCUUCCGGGCCCGAUCUUGAUGUUGAUUGGAUUAAUAAUAAACCUUGUAAGUUUCAGCACCGCUCACUGGUCUAAGGAUCAGGUGAGUAACGCAGGCCUGUGGAAGAUGUGUUUAGGCCUGAGUCCCAGAGAUAAAGAGAGACAGUGUUUUCAUUUCAGUAGCCGGAGCCAUCUGCCAUUGAUGACGUUCGUAUGCAGUGCUUUGUCGACAGUAGGACUAAUUUUGCUGUGCAUCUCUACGGCUUGGUCGAUACUCUCGUUCUUCCAAAAUAAAAAGAGAUCGCGUUUAUGGACUCAGAAGUCGGGUACGCUGUGUUUAAUUUCCGUUGUGUUCAAUUUAUUUGCCCUCUGCAUCUACGCUGGAUCGUUCGAAUCUAUAUCUUACGACAUGAUUCCGAAGUGGUCCGGAGUUUACGACAUGAGCCUAUCCUGGUCCUUCACCAUAGGAUGCAUUGGAACGUGUUUAUCCUUGAUAGGGUCAACGAUAUCCAUUUAUGUGGCUUUAAAAUUUGGAACAAAUGUACACAUUUCUACAAACGUUUCUCGAGUCCCCCCUCUGCAAGUUCAUCCGCCUCCCAGCAGUCGACUAUCUUCGCCACCUAGGUUCGGGACUCCUCGGGUUUCUUCGCCACUUCCGUUCAGCACCAAAGCGUAUUCGUCUCAUUCAAAACGGAACAUUACACCAGUGAAUAUUUCAUGACAGCAAACUUAUUUUGAAAUAGAGCAGUGAUUUUUUUAACUUUGUCCUUAUAUUAUGGUCAUCUUUAUCUAUUCUGUUUUUUAAGAUUUUGAGAUUUAUAUUACGUUACAUUUAAUAGUUAAUCUCUGCCGUUUUUGAUAA